Messenger RNA from Thlaspi arvense, 1383 nucleotides. Lineage: Eukaryota; Viridiplantae; Streptophyta; Magnoliopsida; Brassicales; Brassicaceae. The record is from the annotation of a GenBank genome assembly.
AUGGCGUCUACAGUAGAGCUCUCUAGUGAUAAUGAUCCGUCGAAACCAGACAGUUUAUGUGGUCGCGUUGUGACCGAGGAUCCAGAAAUUGAUAACUGGAUUUGGACUAUCGAGUACCUUGCGAAAUUCAAAAAUGAGCUCUGGAUGCUUCAUGAUGUGUUUGAAAUGGGUCCUAAGAUUCCUGAUUAUCUUGGUGAACAUACCAAUGAGAUGGUAGCUUUCAGAUGCUUAGCGUCAUUGUUUGAUUCUUCUACUUCGUUACAAAGUAAAGAAGUUGUUUCUGAUGCUAACUCAAAGAUCGAGUUUGAUUCGUCUGAGAGCUGUGAGUAUGUGCUUCAAUGUAUCUUGGAUGAGAUACCCUUGUCGGAGCUUAAACCAGGUGCACCGGGACUAUCGAAGUGGAAUCUUGUACCGUUUAUCAAAAGCAAGCUCCUUUCCCUGCCAAAAUGUGCUUUGGAACUGAUGAUUGAACCAUCCAGUGAGAAGGAUACUGGAGUAUCGCCUUGUAAUGGUCCAGAGGGUAUGGGAACUGAUGGCAAAGAGACUGGUCAAGUUACAUCUCGAGUGGCAGAUCCAGAACUUAUGGGGAGAGUUGAAGAAGAAAGACAGUCGUUUGGUCAUGGCUCUGGAAAUGGAGCUGAUGAGAUUAGUAGUUCCCAUGCGUCGCUGGAAACAAGAGACGAGGGGUUUCGAGACGAAAGCGAUGGUCAUGUGUCAAUUCUCUCAGAGAAGAGAUACAGAUGCAUUCAGUGCAAAGGAAGCGGGAAGCUGUUGUUUUGCUCUAGCGACGGCUGUACAGUCAUGGUUCAUGAGAGAUGUAUUGUGGAUUCGCCGCCUGUUUACGAUGAUGCUGGCAACUUUUACUGCUCCCUUUGUGCUUUGACCUGUAUGAGAACUGAUGGCAGAGAGACAAAUCAAGUUACGUCACGAAUGUCUGAUCCAGAUCUUACGGGGAGAAUAGAAGAAGACAGACGAUCAUUUGGUCUUGGCCCUGGAGAUGGAACUGAUGAUGAGUCGAUUAGUAGAUCUCACACUUCGCUUGAAAGAAGAGACGAGGUCAUUCCAAACGAAACCGAUGCGUCAAGUCCCUCAGAGAAUAGAUACAGAUGCAUUCAAUGCAAAGAAAGUGGGAAGCUGUUGUUUUGCUCUAGCGAUGGCUGUACAGUCAUGGUUCAUGAGAGUUGUGUUGUGGAUUCGCCGCCUUUGUACGAUGAUGCUGGGAACUUUUACUGCUCUCUCUGUGCUUUGAGCUGUGUUUCAGCUGAGUAUCUCCAGUCCCAAGAGGAAGUUGCUAGAGCAAAGAAGAGACUAGUUUCGUUUCUUAAUCUAAUGUCAGAUGUUAAGAAGAAGAAAUCCACUAAGGAGGGUUCUAGUCUUUUGUAG